This is a messenger RNA of Blastomyces dermatitidis ER-3, 612 nucleotides long. RefSeq names its product endosomal cargo receptor. The record is from RefSeq and is a predicted model, not a curated record. The transcript has 4 exons. Lineage: Eukaryota; Fungi; Ascomycota; Eurotiomycetes; Onygenales; Ajellomycetaceae. Gene Ontology annotation, biological process: protein retention in ER lumen; Golgi organization; intracellular protein transport. Gene Ontology annotation, cellular component: endoplasmic reticulum; Golgi apparatus; endoplasmic reticulum-Golgi intermediate compartment. Bases 1 to 612 code for a protein of 203 amino acids.
AUGCAAUUCUUCUCUUUGGCCGCAGUGCUAGUCUCGUUGCUGGGAUGGAUAGGGGUUGCUUCUUCACAUAACAUUCUCCUCCGCGCACACUCGAGAGAAUGCUUCCAUGAGGUCCUACGCAAGGAUGACCGUAUGACCGUCACCUUCCAAGCGGGUGACAGAGAGUUUGGCGGCAGCGGGAACCUCGACGUCAGCUUCUGGGUUGAGGAUCCCUCCGGCGCGCGGCUGUACAACAAAUACUCCUCCUCAGACGAAUACUCUUUCACAGCAAGCCGUGACGGCAAAUACGUCUACUGCUUCGGCAACGAGGCCUGGUCAUCGAAUAGUAAAGAAGUCUCCUUCAAUGUCCAUGGAGUGGUCUAUGUCCCUGAAUCAGAAGUGCCCAUCGACCCCUUAGAAGCUGAAGUUCGCCUCCUAUCUGAGGAACUGUCGCAGGUUAAAGACGAGCAGUCGUACAUUGUCGUUCGGGAACGCACACACCGCAACACCGCCGAGAGCACCAACGGCCGAGUAAAAUGGUGGAGUAUUUUCCAGCUGGCUAUUAUCAUUGGCGAGGGCAUUUUCCAGGUCUGGUGGUUGAAGCGGUUCUUUGAGGUUAAACGCGUGGUUUGA